Molecule: messenger RNA, 534 nt
Organism: Knipowitschia caucasica
Lineage: Eukaryota; Metazoa; Chordata; Actinopteri; Gobiiformes; Gobiidae
Source: the annotation of a GenBank genome assembly
AUGCCAAGGAGGCCAACUGAAGUGAACACAGUCAUGGACGGAUGGCUACCUAUGAUUGGAAUGACUGCUCUGCCACACCUCGGAGGACUCUAUGGGGGCUUUACUACACGCAAGGCGGUGAAAACCUGGUACCCAACAUUGAAAAAACCCUCUUGGAGGCCCCCCAACGCUGUGUUUCCAGUAGCAUGGACUUGUCUAUACACUGGCAUGGGCUAUGGUUCCUACGUAAUUUGGAAAGAACUUGGUGGAUUUAGUGAAAAAGCCCUAAUCCCUAUGGGACUGUAUGGUCUGCAACUGAUGCUGAACUGGGCCUGGACUCCUAUCUUUUUUGGUGCGCACAAGAUUAAAUGGGCUCUUGUGGAGAUUGUGCUACUCACUGGCACUGUGGGAGCAACCAUGUGGUCAUGGUAUCCCAUAAGCAAAACUGCCACCCUACUUCUUGCCCCCUAUAUGUCCUGGCUGUGUCUCGCCACCGCCCUCAACUACUGCAUCUGGAGAGACAAUCCUGAUGAAGGAAAGACUAAAGAAGAAUGA